This is a messenger RNA of Psammomys obesus (fat sand rat), 367 nucleotides long. RefSeq names its product transmembrane protein 167B (gene Tmem167b). Lineage: Eukaryota; Metazoa; Chordata; Mammalia; Rodentia; Muridae. The record is from RefSeq and is a predicted model, not a curated record. The transcript has 3 exons. Bases 73 to 297 code for a protein of 74 amino acids.
GCCGGGUUCCCCCGCCUUCGCCGCCGCCACCGCUGAGCCCGGACCCCCUCGGCCCGGCCGGGCACUACCGCCAUGACGAACGUGUACUCCUUGGACGGGAUUCUGGUGUUUGGUUUGCUCUUUGUUUGCACCUGUGCCUACUUCAAGAAAGUCCCUCGGCUCAAGACCUGGCUGCUUUCAGAGAAGAAGGGAGUUUGGGGUGUGUUUUACAAAGCCGCUGUGAUUGGAACCCGGCUGCAUGCUGCUGUUGCAAUUGCCUGCAUUGUAAUGGCCUUUUACGUCCUGUUCAUCAAAUGAAUUCCAAAGUACCCAGCUUAUCAACUGCCAACCAAGGGGAUAAAGAUGAAGAAGUUGUCGGAAACCUGGA